AUAAAAUGAGUGAUAAAUCAACAAAUCAUAGACACAAUUAUGAAAAACUUUUAGGCAAUGAUUAUCAGCCAAAGUUCAAAAAUAUUCGUGAAUAUCAUACCAUCGAUAGUGAUAAUAAUGAAAACAAUGAAAAACACGACGAUAUCACCGAAAGUGGCUUUACCUUACGUCUGGAAGAAUCGGAUGACAUGACUCUGAAUGAAUGUUGCGUUUGGUUUGGUCAGCGAUACUUUACCCGCGAAAAACUGCGCCGUCGGCUACCGUUUAUCGAUUGGUUGCCCCGGUAUUCGCUGGCCGAUCUCAAAGGUGACAUCAUUGCCGGCCUGUCGGUAGCGUUUACAAUAGUACCGCAGGGGCUGGCACUGGCCGUUUUGGCCGGUUUGCCCGCUCAGUACGGCCUGUAUACGUCGUUUAUGGGCUGUUUUAUCUAUGCCCUGCUCGGCAGCUGUAAGGACGUAGCCGUAGGGCCGACAUCGAUAAUGGCCAUUAUUAUAGCGCCGUACGUAAUGAGCGGCGGUAUCGAGUAUUCAAUAAUCUUGGCCUUUAUGGCCGGUUGUAUACAACUGUUGUUCGGUAUACUAAACCUGGGGUUUAUUGUCGACUUUAUUAGCUAUCCGGUAAUAUCAUCGUUUUCAUCGGCCGCUGCCAUCACUAUAGCCGCCUCUCAAUUGAAACUAUUGUUCGGUAUGCACUACUCGGCCAGUCGUUUCCCGGAUACAAUGUACAAGUUUUUCCAUAGUAUGACUACCGCCGAUAUUAACUGGUGGGACACACUGAUGGGCUGCCUGUCCCUACUGUUCCUAAUACCAAUACAAUUGGCCAAAGAUUUCCGAUUCAAAGAUACCCGAAAUUCGCCGAAGAAAAACACAAGUAGUAGCAGUAGUAGUAGUAAACAUCGGGAAAAUUGGUACACUUUUCUGAACGGCCUAUGGGUUAUGACUGUUACCGCCCGUAAUGCCAUUGUUGUUAUUGUUGGCGGUUUUAUAGCCGCCCUGUACUACCAAUCGGAUAUUGAUGUUGACGGCGGACAACAACAUCGCAUUACAAUGACUGGCCAAAUACGGACAGGACUACCGCCGUUUCAGUUGCCGCCGUUUUCCAUUCAACAGCAGCAGCAGCCGAUGGUCAACAACAACAACACUACUACUACUACUAUUAGCGCCGAUAUUGAAUUUGGCCAAAUAUUUUCGGAUCUGGGAACGGGUGUGUUUGUAGUGGCACUGUUGGGUCUAAUGGAAUCGGUAGCCGUAGCCAAAGCGUUCAAUACCAACAAAUUGGACGCAACUCAGGAAAUGAUAGCCAUCGGUAUGUGUAAUAUCCUGGGGUCGUGUUUCGGUGCAUUUGCCGCAACCGGCAGUUUUUCACGAUCGGCAGUCAACCACAACAGUGGCGUACGGACACCGUUUGGAGGGGUAAUCACCGGCAGUCUAGUACUGUUGGCGUUGAGUACAUUGGCUCCGUAUUUCCAGUAUAUACCGCAGACAGUGUUGGCCACUAUUAUCAUUACGGCUGUCAUAUUCAUGUUGAGACCAUUGGAUCCGUUCCUGAUAUGGAAGACCAACAAAGUUGAUGUACUGCCCUAUGUAUCGACAUUUUUUGUUUGUCUAAUACUAGGCCUUGAAUACGGUAUAGUUGCCGGUAUCGCCACAUCGGUAAUGAUAUUGUUAUAUCAAAUGGCCAGACCUAAGGUCUAUAUAGUGAUGAAGUCGACACCCGAUGGCUAUCCAUUCCUAUACGUCAAACCCGAUCGAAGUGUAUUUUUCCCGUCAAUUGAAUACAUGAAACUCAAGAUCAAUAAACAACUGCCCGAUAGUAAUGAGUUGUCGUCAAAGAUUGCCGUUGUCUUAGAUGGCGAACACAUGUUCAGAGCUGAUUCAACAUUUGCAUUGGGAAUCAAAAAUAUGAUAACAAGUUUAAGCGAUCGACGAGUUUUGACCAUAUUUUACAAUUUACGUAAAACGGUUUUCCGUGCCGUCCAUGGAGUGGGUAUACCGGCCAACGAGUUUCAUAAUUGUCUCAAUGAAUCUCAUGUCUACCAAUUGAUUCAAACGCAUAACAAGUGUCGGGUAUUGAGAUCGCAAUCAAAUGUCGAAACAUUGGUAUCGACGAUGUCGUCGACAAUCAAUACUAGUCUAUAUCAUCGUAACGAACAUUGGAUAUCACAGUCGACUCAGGCCUACUGAGACCAGUUGGUGUGGGGAAUGGGAUGUAUGAAUGGAUGAUUGAUUGUCACUAUUUUGUCACUGCCAUAACCAGACGUUGUUUUAAUUGUUUUAUAGCUAUAAUAACCCGAUUUUUUUAUAAUUGUUUUUAUUGAAUACUAUUAUUUAAUAUAUUUUGUAAUGUAAUGUAUAUUUAAAUAA
Messenger RNA from Oppia nitens, 2363 nucleotides. Its product is annotated as sodium-independent sulfate anion transporter-like. The record is from RefSeq and is a predicted model, not a curated record. NCBI's taxonomy places the organism in Eukaryota, Metazoa, Arthropoda, Arachnida, Sarcoptiformes, Oppiidae. Gene Ontology annotation, cellular component: membrane. Gene Ontology annotation, molecular function: sulfate transmembrane transporter activity. The transcript has 3 exons. Gene Ontology annotation, biological process: transmembrane transport. The coding region runs from base 6 to 2183 and encodes 725 amino acids.